Molecule: messenger RNA, 8613 nt
Organism: Elgaria multicarinata webbii
Lineage: Eukaryota; Metazoa; Chordata; Lepidosauria; Squamata; Anguidae
Gene: PPP1R37
Product: protein phosphatase 1 regulatory subunit 37
Exons: 13
Coding region: 967-3867 (966 amino acids)
Biological process (GO): regulation of Arp2/3 complex-mediated actin nucleation; cell migration
Cellular component (GO): plasma membrane; lamellipodium
Molecular function (GO): protein binding
Source: RefSeq, a predicted model, not a curated record
AAUAGCCUGGAGUUGUUUUUAUCUUAAUAGGCACCUUCUUCCUAUUCCCUCCCCCAAAAGAAGAGUAUUUCCCUCCCCCAAAGAAGAGUAUUUCCCUCCCGGACCACCACCACCCUUCCAGCUGUGGCUAUCAAUCCGAUUUUCUUUCCUGCCUGGGAGUGAUGAGGCUCACUUAUUUUGCAGGUAUUAAUUCCAACCCACUUCUCAGCCAACACCCCAGACGCACGUUUCUGUAAAGGAGGGGUGGAUUUAGUUUUAUUUCUGGCACAAGAUUGGACACUAGUUGGCUUUCGUUCCUCUUCUGCCAGCAAUCAAUUCCUGUUUAUUCUGCAGGUAUUUCAACCCGUGCACGCACACCUGCAAAAUCAAACAUGAAGCCUUUCCUGUUUCGAUAGCCUCUGCUUUCAGAAGGGGAGUAUCCGUUUCUUUUACUUGGCCUCUGGAGCAGAAAUCACCCCAGUUUUAUUCUCUAUCAGCCUAGUAGUGAACCCCAUUUAUCCUGAAGGUUGUUAGUUCUAAUCAGUCCCCAUCUUACGCAUACACUAAGUCUCCAUUAUCUGCCCUCACUCAGAAAAACUACACUGCAAGAAACUGUUCCCUGUUUUUCAGACUAGGAAGGAUUUUCUGUGUCCUUUUCUUCCCAGGAAUUGAACCUAGCCCCAAUUCAAGCAGUGUUGUUAAUCUGUUUUGCCCACAUAGGAGCCUCUUUCUUCCAACCCCAAGCGGAGUCAUUCUCCUAUCCUCAGAAGCAGGAGACCUUCCCUAACCCCCAGCCAAUCCUAUUCUUCAUUCAUGGUUCAUAUAGGAACCUUCCUUGGCCCACCAAGAGCCUGGUCUCAUUGCACCAUUGCAAGGAGCGAAGGGCCUGGAAACCUUGGGAGCCUUUUUUUCCCCAGGUGAGGGUAGCUAGAAAAGGAUUGGAGGGAGGGGUGAUUUCCACCCCUAAAUAAUGACUCCAGAGGGUCCAUGAGAAGGGAAGAAGGAGCUCCCCCCCUAACAGACACCGACCUCACUUGCCUGGCCAUGGAGUGUGUGCAGGUUUCUCCCAUGCAGCAGCAAGGGAAAGCCGCUGAGGGGGACCGUCUCCUCCUGCUACUGCCAUCUCCUGCUGUGCAGAAGGAAGAACAGACCAUGUUGAGGGGUUCUGAUCCCUGGGCUUCCUCCCAGUUGGACCCCAGCCGAUGUGGUACUAAACCUCAGAACACUUCAGACUUUUUGGAGCACCUACAAAAUACGGAGAGCCUUCACUCUCAGCACAGCCCUCCCACUCUAGGGAGUCAGCCUGGCAGAGAGAUGGUGGACCAUUAUACUGCAUGCUCUUCGAAGGAGGAUUUGAAAGAGACCGUGAGUUGUGAGGGGGCAGAGGAGCAGCUGCGACCACUGGGAAAAGAGACGUUGAGCCAUCCGCUACAGGAAGAGUCCGUGGCGAAUGAGGUGGCCUGUAAUAACCCCUCUUUGGCAGCAGAGCCUGUUGCGACUGCCCGAGAAUGCUUUAGGGACUCUGAAAAAUCUGCUCAGCAGAACAACCAUUUGCAGGAAAAAUCGGACUCCCCUUCUCAGAACUGUUGUUUGGGCUUGGAAGCAGCAAGUGGAGAGAAUCCAGAGGAUGACAAAACAAGCCAAGGUUCUCCGCCAGAUGAAGAUGGGAAACUCAAGCCUGGGGCAAAGCACGUCACGUUCCCUUCUGACGAAGACAUUGUGUCUGGUGCUGUGGAGCCCAAAGAUCCUUGGCGGCAUGCUCAGAAUGUGACUGUGGAAGAAAUUCUCACCGCCUACAAGCAGGCUUGUCAGAAAUUAAACUGCAAACAGAUACCCAAACUACUGAAGCAGAUCCAGGAAUUUAAGGACCUGACUCCCAGGAUAGAGUGCCUGGACCUAAAAGGUGAGAAGUUAGACUACAAGGCUUGUGAGGCCCUGGAAGAGAUUUUUAAGCGCCUCCAGUUCAAAAUAGUGGAUUUGGAGCAAACAAACCUAGAUGAAGAUGGUGCCUCGGCGCUGUUUGACAUGAUUGAAUACUAUGAGUCAGCCACACACCUCAACAUCUCAUUCAACAAACACAUCGGCACGCGGGGUUGGCAGGCAGCUGCGCACAUGAUGAGGAAGACAAACUGUCUCCAGUACUUGGAUGCCCGCAACACACCUCUGCUGGAUCACUCGGCGCCGUUUGUGGCGCGCGCCUUGCGCAUCAGCAACAGCCUGGCCGUGCUGCACCUGGAGAACGCAAGCCUGUCUGGGCGGCCCCUCAUGUUGCUGGCAACGGCUCUAAAAAUGAACAUGAACUUGCGGGAGCUUUACCUGGCUGACAAUAAGCUGAACAGCCUCCAGGACUCGGCUCAGCUGGGCAACCUCUUGAAAUUCAACUGUUACAUACAGAUCCUGGACUUGAGGAACAAUCACAUUCUGGACUCAGGAUUGGCGUACGUCUGCGAGGGCCUAAAGGAGCAGCGGAAAGGCCUCGUCACGUUGGUGCUGUGGAACAACCAGCUGACUCACACCGGCAUGGCCUACAUGGGGAUGACGUUGCCGCACACCCAGAGCCUGGAGACCCUGAAUUUGGGGCACAACCCCAUCGGCAAUGAAGGGGUACGCAACCUGAAGAACGGGCUCAUCGGCAACCGCUCGGUGCUUAGGCUGGGCUUGGCUUCGACCAAGCUGACGUGUGAAGGUGCCGUGGCAGUGGCAGAAUUCAUUGCAGAGAGUCCCCGCCUGCUUCGGUUGGACCUGCGGGAGAAUGAGAUCAAGACGGGAGGGCUGAUGGCCUUGUCUCUGGCCUUGAAAGUCAACCACUCGUUGCUCAGGCUGGACCUUGACAGGGAGCCCAAAAAGGAAUCGGUCAAGAGCUUUAUCGAGACGCAAAAAGCCCUCCUGACGGAGAUCCAAAACGGCUGCAAGCGCAACUUUGUGCUAGCCAAAGAGAAGGAAGAGAAGGAGCAGAAACUGCAGCAGUCUGCCUCCAUGCCCGAAAUCACGGUCACAGAGCCCCUCGAAGAGGCGCCAGUGGAGGACAACGGGCAGAACGGCGACCUGGCGUCCACACCGGAGGAGGGAGAGGAAGUUGUGGAGGCGUUAACGUCCCAGGAGAACGGGGCAACCGACGACCGAGUCGCCGGCAGCAACGACGAGUCGUCCGACUCGGAUUCGGACACGGACGAAGAGGAGGAUGAGAAAUUGGAGAUGAAGGUCCUCGCUCCGUCGCAGAAGUCCGGCAACCCUGAUCACGUCGAUGACUCACCCGAGCUGUGUUCCCCUGAGAAGUCCAAGGACGCCCUCAGCUCUGAACCCAGAGUCCCCCCAUUGAACGCUACAGAAGAAAUAAAAUGCAAAUCUGGAGCAGGAGUGCUGGGCGGGCUUCCGGCGCAAGCCAGUCCUCCUGGAAAUGAGAGGCGGAUAGCGGUCUCCAGUCCUGGACGAGGCCAUAAAAUCUUCGUUGUGACCCGGGUGGAGAGCCUGCCGGAGGAGACGGCGGAGUGCGGCGCCCGGCGGGAGGAGAGCCCGGCCUCUUCCCCAAAGCAGACUCCUCCUCCGGCCCAAACCGGGCCAGCAAAGACUCCGUGCGCGGACGGACGAGCGGACGAGGCUCUUCCCAAAUUGGCAGCCGGCUUGGAAUCUUCACUUUCCGCGCCGGGCUCCAGUUUGGGGGUUGAAAAGGCGAACUCUGGGCCACACAAGAGCGUGAUUCACGGCGCUCUGCUGCCCAAUGGACUAAAGACGGAGUUUGUCCAUGCACUACCUGGCGCGUCCUUAGGGCGUGAUGGGAAGGUUGCCAGUUGCGCUGUAGAACAUGAGCUGAACUGUUCCAAGAACGAGAAGGAGCUGGAGGAAUUACUUUUGGAAGCGAGCCUAGAGAUGGGGCAGGAACCAAUGUGACGCUCUAGUUCUGGGCCGUUCUGCACCAAGAGGUCUCCUGUUUGGGAAGCACCUGUCCAGCUUUACUCCCUCCCUGCACCAUGUGAUUCUGAAAACCAACAGACAGACUCUGCAAUACGGAGGCAACGUGACGAUUCUCCCCACCCCAAAAGAGACCUUCGUGUCCACUUGUGGCUACUUCUUCUCCUCCCCCACCCACCCCCCACCCCAAAUUCUUAACGUCUUCCCUCUGAGAAGUGAUGCUUUGCAGCAGGGGUGAUCCAGGAAAUGGAAGAAUUGAGAAGACCUUGACCAGGAGAAGAGUUUUCUUACUUGAGUACAGGGCGAACUCUUGACAUUUUGACUGCUUUGGUCUGUCUCUCUGGAACUCGAACCAGGAGGUAACUUGCGGUUUCCUUUCUUUCUGGAAUGACCUUACAAACGAAUUUGCAAAGAGACUUAACUUCCGGAUCUUGGAUCAGUGAGCACUGGACAUGAAUCUUCUCUCCAGAUAUAUCUCGGAGAUUUUUUUUUUUUUUAAACCCACCCCACAGCAACCCCCAAACCUAGAGAUGGAACAGCAGGGCCUGCGUUUUGGCUUUCUGCGCGUUACAAGUGCGACAGGUCCCAGUAGAUCCAAUUUCCCAAGAACACUAGAAGAGAAGAGCGGCUCUCCUGGGCCUGGAUGGGCCAAGUGCCGUCACGCUGUAGCCCACGGCUGAGAAACCCUCUCUCAACCAUGCAAGACUAUUGACGCUGUCAGUCCACAGUACAGACUACUAUUUAUUUCGUUUUCAUUUUCCUUCCCACCCUUCGUUGCGUCUCCUUGUUUUUUUGGUUUUUUUUUUGUCUUUUGUUUGGUGUUCUAUUUAUAUAAGACUACGGGAACCGUUUCCCUCUGGACCUGCAAGCCUUUCAGAAUGACUUGGCUUCUUCGUAGUUGCAGAGCCCCACCUAUGGGGAAAACUGCGUUCGCUCACGCACCCACACGCCCCAAAAUUGAUGGUGGAAAUGACUUUCUAAGCAAGGCCAACUCUUCCUUUCUGGAGCAAUUGCAGUAAGCCGGGAGAGAGAGAGAGCGUGGCUGGAGGAAUCAGGGCCUCUCUGUACAUGCGUAGGUGACUUCGGCCCAUGGACGGGGGAAGCGAUCACAGUUCCAUCCUCUUCUCCUCUUCGGUGGGGGGGAAAAAGGCAAACGUGUUGCAUCUCCAAGGAAGACUUUUGCUUUCAAGCCAUACCGUGCUAAACUUUUGGGCAAUGGGGGAGGACUGGAGUUGUUUCGGUAACAAAUGUCCUAACUGACGGUAAACCUUUCGUAAGCGGCACGUGUGCGGUGGGAGAGAGCAGAGGCGUUCUCCCCACCCUGCACACACCCCGCGCGAUAAAUCUGACGUGAGAAACUGCUUAGGAUGCUGCUGAUGUGUUGGCAGUUUAAUCUACCCCCCCCCCUUUAAUUCAGAACCUCUCUUCGUGUCGCAGGAAUUCCCACAGUUCCUAUAUCUGCAUCAGCUGCGGAUGAGGACAGCCGCGUCGAGAGGAAGUUAGCUUUGCCCCUUCGAAGUCCAAAAUUGCUACCUUUCUUAGAACAAGAUUGAAUCCCUCCCAACCAAAGCUUGCUUUCCUUAAUUGGGGCAAAGAGGCGUGUGUGUGUGUGAGAGAGAAACAGUUGCAAAUAGCACCGCCGGUUGAAAUGUGAAUCAUUCCCAAAGCUCCAGAUUUGGAUCUUCUGGCAGGGAGCUCCGGUCAGAGGCAUUUAAGUACUCAGCACAAAAGGUGGAGAAAUGGGUUGCUGCAGAAAGGGCAGGGAGGGGGAGGGCUUGAUUAUUUUAUUUCUCAGGGAAGGGCUAUUUUGCAGCAUCCCCCCCUAAUCCCCCCACCCCGCCCUCCAGGGUAUAACACUCCCCCAAGAGAGGAGCCGAAUUGCCACGGAUUGUGGGUAGGCCCGAUGGAGCUAGCCUGCACGGCCUUCUCUGUUGACGCCCCCAGCAAGAGAAAAAAUCCGAAAGGUUAUUAUGGAAUGCUGAAUGGUCUCGGUGCAGGCGCCCCCACAGGUGACCUGAAAGAGUGAAAUUGCCCCCCUCAAAUGGGGGAGAGAUGCUUCCUUGCUAGGCAGGGAGCAAGGGCCAAUGGGUGUGCCCUCCUAUAAGAAAGUUCCUCUUGUCAGUGCGAAAGGGAGAGCGCCGGGCAAGGCCUGCAUUGGUAGAAAGGGACAAAAGCAAGCAACCCUGCGUUAUCCGUCUUGGUGGCAGGAGGCACGAGCGCUGUGUGGGUCCUUCAAAUCUCCUUCCUCUUCUCAACUCCCUCCUCCCCCCCCUCGCCGCUGCUGUAAGCACUAAACCCCCAAACUGAACUGCUAGCAGGAGAGGAACAAAAUCAUAAGUAUCCCCCCCCCCAAUAUGUGAUGGACUACUUCACCCCUGUCGUCGUGAAAUGAAAUCUUUGCAACGGUUUUAUGGUACUAAUCCUAUAACUUAAGCAAAAUUGAAAAGGAGGUGUCUCUCCCCCCUUUUUUUUUGUAUAGACUGAACAGAAGAAACAGCUGCCUCCCUCCAAAAAAUAAGUUGUGGGGGGUGGGGGGGGGUGGCUGUUUGGUAGAUGUAGACCUUAAAGCUUUUUUUUUCUUUCUUAAGUGCAAUAAAAUCUAUCAGGGGGCUUGAGAGGGCACUUUUGCUGCAUGGAAUAUCAGGCAGGAGAGAGAAACACAACUGUACGCCCUACAUCCACUUGACCAUGAUUCUCUCUUUUUCACACACACAUACACACACACACACACAUAUACAAGGAGUUUUUGCUGCGUUAACACUACAUUUACGGAAAAGAAGAUGGAGCCAGUUUGAUUUUGUGUUCCUUUUUCUUCUUUUUGUGGGGGGGGGGGGGUCAUGUUUGUCAUUCCUUUCUGUUGUGUGUGGAGUUUUAUUUUUGUUGCAACUGUCUUCUAUUAAAUGAAAAGCUGCAUUCAUCAAGUGAUUUCUUUCGGUCUCUUUUGAGUGGUGGGCUGGGCUGAAUGCAUGACCAGGGCAGAUGCGUUAUAUUUUACCAGUCAAGCCGCCGCCAAAUAAUGGGAUUGUGAAUUGAAAAACGGAGUAAAAGGCCCGUUGGGUUUCUGCACAAGGUUCCUUUUAUUCAUGUAGUGCAACAGGAUUACAUGGUGCUUUUUAAAGUGGCGCAGGACAGAAAGAUAGGUCUCUGCCCUGAGGAUCUUCCAAUGUAACUUUUGUCAGUGGCAAAAGGAAUGAAAGGAGGAGAGGAAGGGGAAGUCGUUGUGCAAACUUGGUUUUUGUUUUGAUUGGCAAUGAGAGGACUAUGAGAGCUACAUUCUAGGGCUUCAGUCCAAAUGGUUUUGGUUUUUUGGUCCCCUGUUUGCCCACAAGUUUGGAGGUGCUGUGCCUCCUGCAGGAACGGAUUUUCAUUGAGACGUCUGUCCACACUAAACUUGUGCUGAUGUUCCCCCACUCACCUCUUUGCAUACAUUAACCAUUGAUUCCUUGCUUCUAAGCUGUCAAGUACAAGCCGUUUUAGCCUUUUUUCUUUUUUCUUUACUUCAUGUGAGGUGUGUUGGUUGCUAGACAUGCAAACAGCUCUGAGAAGGAAGUGGGUAUUGGAGGAAUAGGUGCAUCUUUGCAUCAGGGGAGGGAUUGUGCACUUGCAAAGUUCCAAGGAAAUGAUAGGGGAGACGUGUUCCUUGGUGAAGGUUCCUUAAACAACCCGUUACCCAACCUUUCAGACGCCUGAUAAAAUGACAGCAAAACUGUUUGCAAGGGGUGACGGGCAGGGAGAUUUGGGAGUGCCAUUGUAGAAAACUCCUUUCAUUCUAAUAGAAGCAAUAGUCUCUUGAACUAGCAUCUUCUGGUGUGAGAACGGUGGGACUGUCAGGAAGCCAAAGGAAAAGACGACGGGAUGAAUUCCUUACGUUGGCUUAAGCUUUAAUUUUAUUUUAUUUCCGAACGUGAAUGUGGUGAGGUCUUCCUCUUCUUGCCACUAAAUGUGUGGUGCGCGUGUGCGUCUUGUUUACAUGCUUAUUUUGUUGCGUCUUUAAAAGAUGCACGUUCUGAAAGAUUGUUUUUCAAAUAUUUUCCCCAAAGAUUGGCACGCAAAUGCCCCUGUCCGAGGUGGCCGGGCAGUUCAGCCGGACUGUGCCAGGAAUCCCUGUUGUACAGGCUUAAGAAUUGCCUUGCUGGAUCGAGGCAAGAUUUCAUGUAGCCCAGCAGUGGCCAGCUGUGCGCUCCAGGAACUCAUAAGCAGAGUGUGAAAAUGUUCUCUGCUUUGGUCUGGACAGCUGCUAUGUAGGAGUAAAGUGCUGUCUCUGAAUCCUGAGGUUCGGUUUAGGCCUGUAUUUCCUGGGACAUAGGAGCUCUUGAUCUUCUUACUAGGAAGCUUGUGUUAAAAUGGUGGCCCCACCCCUCCGCUCAGAUAUUGCUCCCAAUAUUUAGAAAGGAUGAAAUGAGGGUAGGAUGGGCAGUUUGGGGGGUACACCACAGUCAGUCAAAGAGUGUCCCUGGAGCCUUGAUUCGGACUUCCAAGCCGCGGUCACAAGGAAUACGGCUCCUUUGGGCAAACUUUUUGUGUGGGUGCGUGGCUCUCCUCCGCCACUCCCUGGUUCAUAGGAAAAUGCUUUACGCCAAGCCCGGCUGUUGGUCCUCCUAGCCCAGUUUCGUCUGCUCUGGCAUCAUCCCUUCAGAACGUUGGGCAGAAAAGGGCUCUUUCCCAUCAUUUGCGGCCUGGUUCUUUUACUGGAUUAGCCUCGUGUGGUGCAGAGCGGUAAAGCAG